This is a messenger RNA of Lasiodiplodia theobromae, 981 nucleotides long. Its product is annotated as Heterokaryon incompatibility protein. NCBI's taxonomy places the organism in Eukaryota, Fungi, Ascomycota, Dothideomycetes, Botryosphaeriales, Botryosphaeriaceae. Bases 1 to 981 code for a protein of 326 amino acids. The transcript has 2 exons. The record is from RefSeq and is a predicted model, not a curated record.
AUGUUCCUAGUCGAUAAGGCAAAUCUGGAUCCAGUGGUUCGAUACACGGCGCUAAGCUACUGCUGGGGCCCCGAGUCCGCGAAGGAAAGCUUUAGGCUUUCUCGGCGGAGUUUCGAUACCCUACAAUCUGGAUACCCCCUGCAGAACUUGCCAAAGACUUUCCAGCACGCAUUCAUGAUCAUAGAAGAGCUUGGAAUUGAGUAUCUCUGGAUUGAUCGCUUUUGCAUCAUCCAAGACUCGGCUGAAGAUUGGCGCCAGGAAGCAUCCCAGAUGGGUGAAGUCUAUUCCAAUGCAUUCUUCACCGUCUGCGCACAUGGCGCAGCAGACGACUCACAAGGAUGCUUCUUCCCCCGGAUCCCGUCCGACGUCGCUCCCACCGAAUUGACCUUGGCCUUGCGCCACCCCUCGGACAAAUCGUCGUACAUACUGGGCGAAAACUACCUCACAUGGAUCUACCGCUUCGACGCGCGCGUGCUGCGCCGCGCCUGGGUACUGCAAGAGCAACUCCUUUCCCGCAGGAUCCUCUAUUUCGGCCGCGAGCAAAUCUUCUGGGAAUGCCGAUCCACAACGCGCUGCGAGACGUACCCCAACGGCAUACCGAUCAUCAACGCGCUCGCCAUCAUGACCCGCAUGCUCGACCGCGACAAGAUUCUGUGGAAAACUCCGCUCGACGUCGCCAGCGAGAACAACAUCAGGGUUCGACUGCACCUCGACACGCUCGGCUCGUGCCUCCUCGAAUGGGAGCAGACGGUCCAGGAGUACAACCGGCGCCACCUGACUCAUGUGAGCGACAGACUGGUUGCAAUAGCCGGACUGGCCAGCCAGAUGAAGGAGAAGUUGCGGGGCCUUGGGGCGGACGAUGCGUACCACGCGGGCAUCUGGGGUUUCUCGCUGCCGCGAGGUCUCUUGUGGCAGGUUCACGGGACCAGAUGCCGAGGAAUGCGUUUCUGGCGUUCGGGCAAGUACGACUACGAGGAAUGA